Molecule: messenger RNA, 1959 nt
Organism: Closterium sp. NIES-65
Lineage: Eukaryota; Viridiplantae; Streptophyta; Zygnematophyceae; Desmidiales; Closteriaceae
Source: the annotation of a GenBank genome assembly
AUGCCACCGCGGCGCGUCAAAAUCAAGGGCCUACCCGCGUCACGUCCCUCCGUCUUAAGUCCUCUCCCUCGCUCCGCCUCUCUCACCUCCACAUCCGCGCCUGUCGUCUCCGCGUUUCUCGGCGCGCUCGGUCGCUACCGUCGCCUGCUGCUCGUGCUGCUCCUGCUCGCGCUCUCCAACAUCGCAGGUGAGUCUCGACUCAUUUGCUGCCGCCCUCAGUCCCCACCUCCCUCACUCGCUACCCCCCUCAGUCCCCACCUCCCUCACUCGCUACCGCCCUCAGUCCCCACCUCCCUCACUCGCUACCGCCCUCAGUCCCCACCUCCCUCACUCGCUACUGCUCGCUACCGUCGCCUGCUGCCCGUGCUCCUCCUGCUCGCGCUCUCCAACGUCGCAGGGUACUACUACCCGGUGCUCUGGUUGCCAGCCCGCCGUGCGACGCUGCUGGCGACCCGCGCGACGGUCCUGUCGCAGUGGUGGGGGAACGUGUCGCAUCCGUCGCAUCCGUCGCUAGGCAAGGAAGAGGGCUACGAGUUGAGGAGGAUUAUUUCCAGCGACGAGGCGCUUGGGGAAGGGGAGAGGGUAGGGGGACGGGGAAGCGGAGAGGGAGGGGGAAAGGGAAGAGCAGAGGGAGUGGGGAGGGGAAGUGGAAGGGGAGAGGGAGGGGGAACGCGGUUGAUACGAGCAGAGGAUUCACAGCAUGUGAGAGACGUCCCCGUUACUGUGUAUAAGAAGGGGACUCGCAUAGGGAAAAAAGACGAGGCAGGAGGAGAGGCAAGGAGCGGAUUGCAACGGCUAAGAGAGGGAGGGGGAGGGAAAAGGGGAAUGGAAGGGCAGAGGGGAGAGAAACUGGGAGGUUUAGAGACGAAUAAAGGCGGAGGGAGGGGAGGAGGAGAGGAGGAGAGGGGAGGAGGAGAGGGAGAGAGGGGAGUAAGUGGGUCGGGGGAGGGACAGACGGGGGAGGAGGGUGGGGGAAGGGCGGAUGAGGCUGUACACGUGGAGCAGUGGGAUUGGCAGAGAGAGUACCUGGAGGACGUGGCGAUCCGUGUGUCCCAAGAGAAGCUGUGUCGCGGGAUAUUCCCGAGGGACGUUGCAGCAGAGGAGGAGGAUGAGAAAAGCCUGCCUAUCUCCCGCCUGGCCCACCUCUCCCGCCCAUCACUCCGCUCGCUGGUCUUCCUGGCCCGCCACGGCCUCGGCAACUCCCUGCGUGGCUUCGUGUCCGCCUUCGUGUUUGCACGCCUGUCAGGGCGACACCUAGUCACCCUGCACGCGGGGGAGCACCACAAGGUGUAUGACCUGCUGUGCCACGCGAAUGCCCUCGCCUCCACCCAUCCCAUAUUCGGGGCUCGCACCGGCUCUCACUUUGACCUCUUCUGGCAUCGCAACGACACUCUCAGGAGCUGCGUCUAUGCUGCGUUCAAGUGCAGCUCCCUCUGGUGCGUGCAUUCCCGAGCCAUGUUCGCACUCAUCGGCCAAAGGGGACCUUCCAAGAAGCUUCUCACCACCAUCUCCGCAAUCCUGCACCAAUCCACCCCUCCUGGCCAACCCAUUUCCUCCAACCCCUCCUCUUCUUCUACUGUUGUUGCUGCUGCCAGUGCUGCUAGUAAUGCAGCGACCACCACAGCAACCGCAGGACCCUCAACCCCUCCCUCCUCCGUCCCCGCUCUCCCUCCCUUCCUCCUUCUGCCACCCAACAAGGCAGUAGCUUUCUUUGAUAUAGCACUGCAUGUGCGCACACGCUCUCUAGCAGUAGAGAAAGCGGUGAAGGGCGAUACAGAGGGGUACCUCAAAGGGGAGUGCGAGGACUGGGACCGAGCCGCAGUGGUCCGGCCACCGUACCUGCGCACGUGCCUCCUCUCGGAGCGGUGUAUUUCUCAGCAGGAGACAUCUACCACACGUCUAAAGCAAGCCCUGGGAGCCUCGAUAGAGGCCUCCCCACUAUGGCAGAGUUUUUCAUGA